Manduca sexta (tobacco hornworm) is the source of this 4191-nucleotide messenger RNA. RefSeq names its product probable DNA mismatch repair protein Msh6 (gene Msh6). The record is from RefSeq and is a predicted model, not a curated record. Gene Ontology annotation, biological process: mismatch repair. Gene Ontology annotation, cellular component: MutSalpha complex; nucleus. Gene Ontology annotation, molecular function: mismatched DNA binding; ATP binding; ATP-dependent DNA damage sensor activity. Lineage: Eukaryota; Metazoa; Arthropoda; Insecta; Lepidoptera; Sphingidae. The transcript has 19 exons.
GUUUUGUCAAUUUUGACACUGACAUUUCGAUUUGCGCCAAAUUACCGGAAUUCAUACAAUUUAUUAUAAUUAUAAUUUUAUUAUUUUGAUAAACAUAAAAUGUCCAAAAGAAAUAGUACUGGAGGUGGAAACACUCUAUUUAACUAUUUUUCUAAAACACCGCCUGCGAAUAAAAAGGUAAAAAGUAAAAUAGAUUCUGAAGACAGUCCCAAACUCGAAUCGAAAAGCAUUGAUAAAGAAAUAAAAAAUGAAAAUAAAAAGCGUGAAAGGCAACCAACACCAUCCCCAAAGGUGAAUGAUGCUCACAGUGAUGAUGAAGAACUCCCACUAGUUCCCAAAAAGAAAAAAAGAAUCAGACUUAACCCUCUGGACUCUGAUGAUUCCGAUGUAGAAAACAAAGUAGAUAAUAAAAUAGAAACCCCCAAAAAUGAUAAAAAAUCAGCAUUGGAGAAAAAACUACAGGACAGUUUUAAAUACGAACCAAAUCAAUCACCUAAAAGUUCAAAGAAAGAAAAGCCUCUCCCAACUACGUCUAGUAAUGGGCCUCCACCAACCCCAUCUAAAAAUGAAGAAAAAGCAACAGUAUCUGAUGAGGGUAAUUGGGUGCAUUGCAAACUCGCUUGGUUGAAGGCUGACAAAAUUAGAGAUGCAAUGCAGAGGAGACCAGAUCACCCUGAUUACGAUGCAACCACAUUGUAUGUACCACCUGACUUCUUGAGAAAACAAACACCUGCGCAUCGUCAGUGGUGGGAGAUGAAGUCGUCCCAUUAUGAUUGUGUGCUGUUCUUUAAAGUCGGCAAGUUUUAUGAACUGUACCACAUGGACGCAGCUGUGGGUGUGAAUGAACUUGGAUUCUCUUAUAUGAAGGGUGACUUUGCACAUUCUGGUUUUCCUGAAAGCGCAUACGCUAGAAUGUCGUCGACUUUAGUCUCAAAGGGUUUCAAAGUGGCUAGAGUGGAACAAACGGAGACUCCUGAGAUGAUGCAAGAUAGGUGUAAAAAAGCGGGUCUAAAAACUUCGGACAAGGUCGUCCGCCGUGAAAUAUGCCAGGUGACGCUGCGUGGCACGCAGGUGUGCGGGCUGCAGGACGCGGGACCUUGCGAGGCCAGCGCUGCCUUCAUGAUGGCCAUUGCUGAAGAGGACAACAAUGGUUGCAGUUCUUAUGGAGUUUGCUUUGUCGACACGUCGAUCGGAUUAUUUCACCUCGGUCAGUUCCAGGACGACAAACAUUCUUCCAGACUGCUCACCACAUUGGCGCAUUACCCGCCCGCCUUGGUUAUAUACGACCGUAAAUCUACAACGGCGCGUACAAGUAAACUGCUUUCAACGCAUUGUUAUAACGCGCGAAGGGAAGCUUUAAACAUGUGGGCUCCGGACAAGACGCUCAAGAUCCUCGCGGACAAGUAUUAUAGGACGAAUGCGGACGGCGACUGGCCGGAGGGGAUCAAAGAGUUUUUACACGAAGGUGACGCAUUAGGCCUUACGCCAGCAGCUAAUUGUUUUCUAGCAGUAAAAGCACUAGGGGGUUGCGUGGCCUACCUCACCGACUGCCUAUUAGACAUACAAGUAUUAGGCAUGUCUCAGUUCACACACUAUGCACCACCUGAUGUGCUAAACAAGACCUUAUCUCAAGAGGCAAAGGAUACAAAUCGCUGGGAAGGCGGCAACACCAUGGUUCUGGAUGCCAUUACCCUGAGGAAUUUGAGGAUAGUGCAAGAUGAAGGGUGUUUGUAUGAAAGGUUGAAUUUCUGUUCAACAGCUAUGGGAAAGAGAUUAUUAUACCAAUGGGUUUGCGCGCCAAGUUGUAACCUCAAAGUUAUUGAAGAACGUCAACAGGCAGUGAAAGCAUUGUUCGAAAAUGUUGAGAUAUGUCAGGAAGCCAAGAAUAUAUUGACUACAUUGCCAGAUUUGGAACGGCUUUUGGCGAAAGUCCACGCACUAGGCAACCUAAAAAGAUCGAAACAGCACCCGGACUCUCGAGCCAUCUUCUAUGAAGAAAAGACUUAUUCCAAGCGGAAAGUUCUCGACUUUAUAUCAGUGCUCAACGGGUUCACCUCUGCGUUGAAACUUGUCCAGUUGUUUGGGGAUGUGGAUUCGAUUCUGCUGAAGACCAUCACGCAGUUCGCCCCCGAUGGAAAGUACCCUGAUUAUAAGGAUACUCUAAAGUUUUUUUAAGGUAAAUUUUUUUAUUGGUUUGAAGCAUUUAACCAGAAAGAGGCAGAGAAAGAAGGACGUAUACUUCCCGGGGAAGGAGUCGACCAGGAAUACGAUAAUACUAUACAACUUAUAAAGGAGAUUGAAACAGAAUUAAAAGAUUAUUUGGCUGAACAAGAGAAAUAUUUUAAAUGUCGUAUCUCGUACGUGGGUUCGGACAAGAAGCGCUACCAGCUGGAGGUGCCGCUGAGCGCGGCGGGUAGGGCGGGCUCCGAGUAUCACAUGGAAAGCGCACGUAAAGGAUUCAAGAGGUUCUCCACUGAUGAGACUAAGGACUUACUAGCGCGCAUGAUAGCGGCAGAAGAACAAAAGACGAACGUGUUGAAAGAUCUGAGCCGUAGAAUAUUCGAGAAGUUCUCGUCCAACUACAACCAGUGGGAGACGGCCGUGCAGUGCCUCGCUACACUGGACAUACUGCUAGCGUUCACAGAGUUCGCGCGACAGCAGACCGGAGACGUGUGCCUGCCGCAGAUUACUUAUGAUAAAGAAGAGAAGCCAUACAUCAACAUAACAGAGGGUCGUCACCCCUGCAUAUCGAACGUGACGGACUUCAUCCCGAACGACACGAGGCUCGGCAGCGCCGGCGCCAACCUGCUGCUCCUCACCGGGCCCAACAUGGGCGGCAAGUCCACACUCAUGCGGCAAGUGGGGCUGCUCACCGUGCUUGCUCAUUUGGGUAGCUAUGUACCAGCACAAGAGUGCCGUCUGAGCCUAGUGGACCGGAUCUUCACUCGUCUGGGAGCAUCGGACGACAUCCUGGCGGGACAGUCCACGUUCCUAGUUGAGAUGAACGAGACAGCCGCUAUAGUGAAACACGCUACUGUGCAUUCACUGGUGCUGCUUGAUGAAUUAGGGCGCGGCACGUCGACGUACGACGGCACGGCGCUGGCGUCGGGCGUGUGCGUGGAGCUGGCGCGGCGCGCGUGCCGCGUGCUCUUCUCCACGCACUACCACGCGCUCGUGCACCACCUCGCGCACCACCCGCGCGUGCUGCUCGGACAUAUGGCGUGCAUGGUAGAAACAGACGAAUCAACACCGGACAGCGAAGACCACAUACCAGAAGAGACCAUAACAUUCCUGUACAAACUCAGUCCGGGCGCGUGUCCCAAGUCCUAUGGAUUCAACGCGGCCCGACUCGCCGGCAUUCCUAAAGAAAUCACGCGCAAGGCACAUCUCAUAUCCAAGAAUUUGGAGAAGGAAGCCACUUGUGCGAGGGCGUUUAGAGAUCUUAUGAAAUUGGGAGAUAAUGCUCAAGGAUUGAGGGAAUUGUUAGGUUCCUUAAAAAUUUGAAAGUAAAAGUUUAUCAACAUUAUGGUAGGUCGGAAUAUAAGAUCGGGUCGAUAAUAAUGUCGGAUGCUUUUGGCAUUUGUUUUUAUCUAAUAAAAUUUAACGUCAUUUCUCGAUUGUUUCGUCGUAUCAAAUAUGGUGUGUCUAUGUGUAUACAGUGACAUGGCUCUCAUUAUUCAGUUUUAUUGGACAAACUCGACGGUAUAAUUAACCAAUGACAAAAUUAUCGAUCGGAUUUUAUAUAUACCUUACUAGUUUACUGCCAGACAUACCUCUUAAAAAUCAGAUAAAAUAUUUGAUUUUCAACUUAAGUAGCUAUAAAUAUGUUGCUGUUGAGCAUAUAUGAGUAUUUUUAGUUAGGUUUUAAGUUACGAGCAGCUUGUGUAACAUUUUAAGCUCAUUGCUACUAUAAAGAUUUUUAAGAAUUACUUUUUUAUCGAUUAUGUAAUCGAUUUUGAUCGAGUCCCACCACAGUUAUGCUUUUCAUAGGAGUAGAUCCAGGCUUUAGCCUCUGAUAGCCCAAUGAUUUUUAUGUUAUAAUUGGGCAGAAUCUCUUAGCCAUAAGUUCCUGGUUAUUUGUUGAGUUGAUUGUUGAAUGAAAUUCAUUUGUUUCGUCUAAAACAAACUGUGAUUAAUCAAGACAAUUGUUAAUACCCACCUUAUUAUUUUGUAUUAAACGUAUUCGAUAUA